This is a messenger RNA of Galendromus occidentalis (western predatory mite), 888 nucleotides long. Its product is annotated as coatomer subunit epsilon-like. Gene Ontology annotation, biological process: endoplasmic reticulum to Golgi vesicle-mediated transport; intra-Golgi vesicle-mediated transport; retrograde vesicle-mediated transport, Golgi to endoplasmic reticulum. Lineage: Eukaryota; Metazoa; Arthropoda; Arachnida; Mesostigmata; Phytoseiidae. Gene Ontology annotation, cellular component: COPI vesicle coat. The record is from RefSeq and is a predicted model, not a curated record. The annotation marks the transcript as partial. Gene Ontology annotation, molecular function: structural molecule activity; protein binding. The transcript has 5 exons.
GCGAUUCGGGCAUCGGAGGACCCCAUCUUGGUUUUCAGCCGAGAAACAGCGUCUAGCUGGGUUGGCUAUGUGCAGAGACUCUUCGAGGACGGGACUUUCAGUUUAGCCCCGGAUCAAUUCGCGCAGGUUUUCGUCAUUUUGGCUGACCGUGGAGGGUAUGCAAUUCCGCUCUGCUACGCCCUCCUUCCAAACAAAUCGGAAAACUCGUACCGCCGCAUGAUCGAUCUCGUCAUGGGAGCCUUCCCGUCGCUGAACCCAGCUUCGAUCGCCAUGGAUUUCGAGAUGGCUGUCAUCAACGCUUUCAUCGCGGCUUUCCCGAAUGCCGAAAUUCACGGUUGCUUAUUCCUAUUUGUUCAAAAGUGUGGUUUUCGAGGUCUUUUGGUCUUGUAUAACUGUGACAUCUUGGAGGCGAUGGCGCUUUCGCUCCAAUGCUACGUUCACUCUGAUCGACUGGAUUUAGCCACAAAUGAAAUGAAGCGAAUGGUGGCGAAGGACGAAGAUGCAUCACUGACCCAGUUGUGCUCGGGCUUGCUGUAUUUAGCUCUAGGCGGCGAUAAUCUCGAGGAGGCAUUUUACAUAUUCACGGAAAUGGCAGAGAAGAAUACCAAAACUCCACUUUUGUCCGUUGGUCUCGCUAGUGUUCUAAUCGCUCAAGGAAAAUUCGAAGAAGCUGACUCUGUCCUGGCUGAAUCAUUGGAGAAGGAUCCGAAUCAUCUCGAGACGGUCAUCAAUCAAGUUGUCGUUUCUCAGUUCCUCGGAAAGAGCUCCGAGGUUUGCACCAGACUCCUGUCGCAGCUGAAAAACUCCAAUCAGAGUCAUCCUUUCAUCCUCGAUCACCAAUUGAAGGAGCAACUAUUCCAAACAUUAUGUCGGUCAUUUGCGAAUUGA